Molecule: messenger RNA, 602 nt
Organism: Beta vulgaris subsp. vulgaris (sugar beet)
Lineage: Eukaryota; Viridiplantae; Streptophyta; Magnoliopsida; Caryophyllales; Amaranthaceae
Exons: 4
Coding region: 51-581 (176 amino acids)
Source: RefSeq, a predicted model, not a curated record
UGCCCUGGUUAAUAAUCAGGUUUGCCUGUGAUAAUUUUGCCAAGAGGAAGAUGAAGUGGUUUAAUAAUUGUGGACUAUCAAUAAAUCGGGCAUUGUCGACUUCAAAUGCAAUCCGGACAACUAUAGCGAGCUACAAACGAAAAAGAAAAGGAAAGCACUACAGAAUGGUUGGGAGAUUAAUUGAUAUCGAUGUUGAUAGUUUUACAUGGUAUGAUGCUUGCACAUUUUGUGGACUUGAUAUACAACAUGGUAGUGAGCAUAUGAUUUGUAGUAAUUGUAACAAAGAAAAGCCUCCAACAACUAUUAGUGUUUCUGGAUAUAUGAGUAUAUUCGACUCUACCGGUACAAUGUGUGUCAAGCUCUUUACAAAACAGAUUGAGUUUAUACUCCAUUCAACUAAAGCAAAAUUGAAGCACAUGUUUGAUGCGGUGCAUGAUAGAGUUUUGCUACGAUCCGAACUUCUUACACGUGUGCGCAAUGCAUAUAUUUUUGUAUUUCAUCCUCUUCAUCUAUCGGCUUAUAUAGUAGACUAUGUAACUUAUGUCGACUGGGCAGAAGAAUGUGCAUAUUUAUUUAAGUAAUUACUAUUUCAUCUUUCAUUA